Messenger RNA from Physcomitrium patens, 2605 nucleotides. RefSeq lists its product as uncharacterized. Lineage: Eukaryota; Viridiplantae; Streptophyta; Bryopsida; Funariales; Funariaceae. Gene Ontology annotation, biological process: cytokinesis by cell plate formation. The record is from RefSeq and is a predicted model, not a curated record.
AAAGCAACCCGUUCUUGUCGUGAUUGGAUUGGAGAGAGCCCGCGGUGAGGGUGAUUGCGCGCUGGAUCGGAGAUGGGUUUGUCGAGAAGUUGGGUGAUGGCGUCGGAAGUCGGUGGACUGGAUUCCUUUGCCUAUCUGUCCGUAGCUCCAGGUUUCCGUAGAGCGGGCGUAGAAAUUGGGGGUGGGAGGUUUGCAGGGUCUGGGUGGUUGUGUGGUUCGGAUUGUGGAGAUUCGGGGGGGAUUGUCUGAUCCCUAACCAAUUUUGAGGUGGUACGAGUGACGUUGAGCGCACAGAUGGGGAUAGCUGUUAGGUUAAGCGGUAGAAGUGGAGCGAAAGGUGCACUGCCGGAUUGCGGUGCGGAUCUGGCACGAUUCGUCGUUUUGCUCGAUUGUGUGCGGGACGCGCCGUUAUGGCAAUAGCGUGGUGAGGCUUAGGUCGCGGAUCUGUGCACGGUGGGUUGGGAAGCGGAGAUUGUGCGAUGGUCGAUACAGGCACGGCUCUGUUUCAGGUGGAGUGUCGGCGGUGGGCAGGAGAGUGGUGGAGUCCCGGUUUGGCACUCUCAAUUGACGGGCCACGAGGAAUGCAAUGUUGGUGAGGUCGUAGCGGGGGUAGAGUUCGGUGGUGGCGGCGACCGGGCCGGUGGUUGUCGGCGCUUGGUACUUCCACUGGCCGAGCUGGUGGAGCUGCGGAGGCACGCUUGACAUGGUGAGGGACGGCGUGUGGAGGUGCAAGGGUCAGUGGGAGACCUAAGCGCCCAGCCGAUCCACGGGUGUGACGGAUUUGUCUGGGCUGGGGUGCGCGAGGGUGGGUUGUUGGCAUUGGUUCGGCGAGACGGGCGUGGGCGGCGUUGGAAGGGGAGAGAACGGAGCGCAGGUGGAUCGCGAGUGUGAGUGAUGGCGGAGAGGAACGGCAGCCCUCUGCUGGGGCGGCAGAGAAGCGUGGGCAUGCCUCCUCCGCGAUCCGGGCAGGGGGCGGGGUCGGGGUCGGGUUCGAUCAACUCCGUGAAGAAGAGCCAGAAUUACGCGGCCAAGGCCGCGGCAGCGCGGCUGGCGCAGGUGAUGCAGGCGAAUCGCGAUUCCAUAGACGACGAGGAGGAGGACAUGGACAUUCCCCGUUACAGUCCUUACAUCCCGAGCGCGAGGGAUUCUUCGAGGGAUCAGUCUCCUCACUUGGCUCCCAGGGGGCGGUAUGACAGCAGUCCUGCGACUCUGGGGAGCACGUUGCGGCCGUCUGCGAACCCCCGGGGUGCGCUGCGGCCGACGACUCUGGUCGCUGCACAGCAGGCUGCAGUGCAGCGACCGCGGCCGGUGCUGCCCCCGGCUGCGGCGAGGUCGACGUCUCCGACGCCCGAGCCGCUGGUGGAUCGCGCGCGGAGGUUCUCGUCCGAUUCGCUGCCUUCGUCGUCUGGGAGCGGGCGCGAUUCGUCGGGACCGAAUUCGAGGAGAGAAACGGCCGCUCUGCGCGACGAGAUUGACAUGCUGCAGGAGGAGAACGAGACGCUGCAGGACAAGCUGCGGAUGGUGGAGGAGAGGUUGGCGGAGAGGGAGCUGCGGUCGCGGGAGCUGGAGAAGCAGGUGACCGCGCUGGGAGAGGGGAUCUCGCUGGACUCGCGCAUUCUGAACAGGAAGGAGCAGUUUCUGAAGCAGCGCGAGGCCGCCCUGAAGGCCGCGAAGGAGCAGAGCAAGGAUGUGAAGGACGAUGAGAUCGCGGCGCUGCGGGAAGAGGCGGAGAUGGCGAGGGAGGAGGCGGUGGCGGCAUCGGAAGCGGCUCGGGAGGUGGAAAUCGAAGUGAAGGCGCUGCGGACGAUGACGCAUCGGAUGAUUUUGACGCAGGAGGAGAUGGAGGAGGUGGUGCUGAAGCGAUGCUGGCUGGCGCGGUACUGGGAUUUGGCGGCGAAGCAGGGGAUACACCCAGAGAUCGCGUCGGGGAAGUCGGACUUCUGGUCGUCGCUGGCGCCGCUGCCGCUGGAGGUGGUGCUGUCGGCGGGGCAGCGCGCGAAGGAGGAGCCGAGAGGCGGGAGCCGACAGAGCGCGGCAGCGAAUGCGACGAAGGGGAGGACGCGGGACGUGAACGACAUCACCGGGGAGGGCAACAUCGAGAGCAUGCUGGCGGUGGAGAAAGGGCUGAGGGAGCUGGCGGCUCUGAAGGUGGAGGACGCGGUGAUGCUGGCGCUGGCCCGUCACCGGCAGAAGGCGGACGCGCGGCAGUCGAUGGACGGGCUGAAGGGGCCGGACGCAUUCGAGCUGAGCCCGGCGGAGGUGGAGGAGGUGCAGUUCAAGCAGGCGUGGUUGGUGUACUUCUGGAGGCGCGCGAAGACGAACGGCGUGGAGGCGGACUACGCGGACGAGUGCAUACAGCUGUGGAUCAGCCGGGCGAUGAUGCAGCCGACGGUGCGCGACCUGGUGGACGUGGAGCGCGGCUUGAUGGAGCUUCAGAAGCUGGGGGUAGAGGAGCAGCUGUGGAACGUAUCGCGGAGGGAGAUAGCGAACGAGGCCGCGAACCAGAAGGUGGAUGUGCUGGAGGCGCUGCAAGCGCCGAGCAGCUUGCAGAGGGUGACGAGCGCGCCCACUCUGCAGUAGGGGGGGGGGGGGGGGGCAACGUGGA